CUCUUCAUUUAAUGCAUAACAAUCGCAAUAAUUAGAAGAUGCAUGUGUUAUUGUAUCGAAGUUUGUGUUUAGGACGAUGUUCUUCGUUCAAACCUAUGUUUAGGUUCAAAGACACAAUAUACAAUCAAAGAUACAUUGGGCAAGUGAAUAAUCUCAUUAAACACGGCAACAAAACAUCGCUUUCAGCAAUACCCUUGAGAUCGCACUUUGUACCUUUACUGUCAACUUUCGUGUUGAAUAGACAUAUAUUUACUUCUGCUUCUCGUCAGCUUCCAACUGGACUACCGUUUGAAGUAAACGAUCGAGUAACUAAAGACACUUUAAUAUAUUCAUAUAAGAACGAUAAAUUUUACAAACUUCUGGCUUUCCUCGGUAUUUUACAGUUCUUUUUCUGGGUCCACCUGGCCGGUUUCUCCUACACAACGUUGAGAGACGUCAAACCCAAAGAACAGGAAACAAAUGGGAAUGUUACUAAGCCACCGUGGUGGAAAAGAAUUAAUUUAGGAGAGAACAAGUAUCGCAACGGCAUAGCUUUACUUUGUAUAUCUGUUGGUUAUCUUGUAUUAUUCAUUAGCAUCAUCUAUCCACGCCGAGCUGUCAAACAACUGUGGCUCCUGAAAGGGGGGCGUACUGUGAAAAUCGACACAUUUGGUUACAAGUCUAAUUAUGUUGCACCCCUUGAUUCGAUUAGCUGUCUCCAGCAACGAAAUUCACCUAAAACCCAGAUCCCAUUGAAAAUGAAAGGAAAAUGGUUCCAUUUCCUACUGGAUAAAAAAGGAAUUUUUCACCAAGAGAAACUAUUUGAUUUUAGUAUUGGAUUGAAACGAAAUUUAAAAUAAAAGUAACACUUUUGUUUUUUGUUUUCAUUUUUCAUAUGGUCAUUGUCA
Octopus bimaculoides (California two-spot octopus) is the source of this 887-nucleotide messenger RNA. Its product is annotated as transmembrane protein 223. Gene Ontology annotation, biological process: nervous system development. The record is from RefSeq and is a predicted model, not a curated record. NCBI's taxonomy places the organism in Eukaryota, Metazoa, Mollusca, Cephalopoda, Octopoda, Octopodidae. Gene Ontology annotation, cellular component: mitochondrion.